UUUUCGCUCCCGUCGUCAAUCACCAACAACUUGUUCUUGUGCUGCCAUCAAUUAGAAUUCGUCAGCUCGACAAAUACACCAUUUCUGUAGUAUAAUUAUCCAAUUCAGCCUUCUUGUUGUGAGCUUAUCAAUCACAACAAUUCCACACUAGUCCACCUUUUCCGUUUUGUGUACCUUCCCGUUGCCUUCAAAUCAGUUCAAGAUGAGCCUCAUCAAUUGCAACCUCCAAAACUUGAUUUAUCAGGCUAGGGCAGCUUCUGAGGCGUCUGCAAGCACGCCCAAUGUUGAUCUUGUGGUCGCAACAGAAGAACCAAGAGGAUUGGAAUGGGAACAAGGGGCGCCACCUGCUCAGAAUCAUUCUGUGCCAUUCCUCAAUGGUUUGAUCAACCCCUGGAACCUUCAUCCCUUGCUUCCAGGGCAACAAGCCUGGAUGCAAGCCUUCCACGGGUUGCAGUUUAAGUUCCUCAUGGAAUAUUUCAUGACCCAAUAUGGAGCCGCCCGAAAUCCCAUCGUUCCAAUGGCUCAGACUCAAUCAGAGCACCAAAGAGAGGACCUGGGGGGACAACUGCUGCCGGAUCCAAUUGUCCCCGCUCAAUUGGUCCCUGCUCCUGAGGCGCCCCUGGAACCUGCUGUCCGAGAAGAGGUAAUGUCCAUUGUGGUGGGCCAACGACGAGCCAGAAGAAAGUGUCCAGGCAGUCUCGUCUUUUACUUGGUGAAUGAGCAAAACGAAAUUGUUGUGGACGAAAAAACAAAAAAGCCCACCGCAAUAUGUUUUAAAUGUUGGAAAGCUUUUGGGGACGAAAAUUCCAUCUAUCGCCAUAUGAAGAUCCACGACGAAACGAGCCGUCAUCAGUGCCCUCUAUGUCCUGGAAUUCACGUUCAAAGAUACAACUUGAGGAUACACAUGGAGACUCACAUUGGCAUGGACGUGAGCCAGGAGAUGAUGGAUACUCUGCCCUCGGAUUUCCGGGGCGUGCUCGAAGGCGAUCCCGAUAUCAUUGCCCCCGACAAGUAUCGGAAGAAACUUGUCAGGUCCUUGCGGAAACGGAUCAAGACCACCAAUUGUCACGAAGCGGUUCAAGUCCUUCGAAAUAGGUUGCUGUUAUUGGAACACGGGAUUACUUGAUAAUAAAUUAUUUGAGCUAUUACUUUGGAUAGAAUAUGACUUGAUUCUUGUCUUGAUUCAAUGAUAACCAGGUUGUACUCAAAAUCAAAUAGAUAGGAUCAUAUGCAUAGACACGACUACAUGUGUAUGGCAGUAUUUUCAGAUUUAUUUUUCCUCGAAUGUUUAUCCUCUUUCGGUGCAAGUUUUUUUCUUUAUUCAGGUUGAGAAAUUGCCGUAGUAGGACGAGCAAGACUUUUUUGAUU
Tigriopus californicus is the source of this 1368-nucleotide messenger RNA. RefSeq lists its product as uncharacterized. The record is from RefSeq and is a predicted model, not a curated record. NCBI's taxonomy places the organism in Eukaryota, Metazoa, Arthropoda, Copepoda, Harpacticoida, Harpacticidae. Bases 203 to 1126 code for a protein of 307 amino acids. The transcript is spliced from 3 exons.